UGAUGGAGGUUCAAUGUAUUUUUGCUACAGUGGAAAAUUAUAUUUUGGGUUUUUGAGUACAGAGGGAAUAGAAAAAUGCAUGGUAAUACCAAGAUUAAAUACUUUUGAAUAAUAGAGCAAAAAAAUACACUUGGGAAAAGAAAGGUAAAGAAACCGGGAAUUUACGUGCCACCAGGGGGCAGUGUGGGCCGCGGAAACUGCAAGGUGAAAGCGAUUCGGGCCUGCACUGAUCCCUUUAGUCUGGGGUUUAGUCGAUGCAGGUAGUUUCAGAAGUCAGAUCAUUAGGGUAAUAAUUUCUUUUCCGACAUUUGCUUCUCUUAAUUGAGUGUGGGGAUUUAAUUAAGGAUGAGCUUCCUGGGCCGCAAUGUUUGUGUCUGGGUUUUGUGGGGUGUUUGGUUUUGUUUUGUUUUUUUAGAGAGAGGAGAGAGAAGCAUUAGUCAGGCUCUCUCACACACCGCGACCAGGGACUCAGCCGAAACCCAGGCAUACACCCCGACAGGUGACCCUUCCCUUUGCUGGACGUUGCCCAACCACAGGAGCCACACCCGUCAGGGCAUGUCCAGGAUUCUUAAUGGCAGUCUUAGAAGUGGCUUUGGAAAUCAGAAAGUGAACGUUUGAGGUGACAGACCCUGCUCAAUUGCCCUGUAAUGUGGCUGUAUGAGUCGUAUCCACAUCCCAGGAAAGGCCUUGGAGACCCGGGCCAGCCCCGGCCACACCCCGGGCUGCGUCACCUUCGUCCUGAGCGAUCACAGCAUGGCCUUCACCGGAGAUGCCCUGCUCAUCCGAGGGUGUGGGCGAACGGACUUCCAGCAAGGCUGUGCUAAGACCUUGUACCACUCGGUCCACGAAAAGAUCUUCACACUCCCAGGAGACUGUCUGAUCUACCCUGCUCAUGAUUACCAUGGGCUCACGGUGUCCACUGUGGAGGAGGAGCGGACUUUGAACCCUCGGCUCACCCUCAGCUGUGAGGAGUUCAUCAAGGUCAUGGACAACCUGAACUUGCCCAAGCCUGAGCAGAUAGACGUUGCUGUUCCAGCUAACUUGCGUUGUGGGGUUCAGACCCCACCUUCCUGACUUCAUCUCCGUCACAUGCUCAUGUCCAUUAAAAAUGCAGUAGCUGGGGAGAGGGGAGGGGUGCCGUCACUGGAGUCUCUCUCCUCUUCCCCUCCCUCAGCAGUCUUCAAGCCUCUCGAAUAAAGUUUUUUUGUUGUUGU
Messenger RNA from Artibeus jamaicensis (Jamaican fruit-eating bat), 1214 nucleotides. It is a transcript of the gene ETHE1, whose product is annotated as ETHE1 persulfide dioxygenase. The transcript is spliced from 5 exons. The coding region runs from base 658 to 1074 and encodes 138 amino acids. The record is from RefSeq and is a predicted model, not a curated record. NCBI's taxonomy places the organism in Eukaryota, Metazoa, Chordata, Mammalia, Chiroptera, Phyllostomidae. Gene Ontology annotation, biological process: hydrogen sulfide metabolic process; glutathione metabolic process. Gene Ontology annotation, molecular function: sulfur dioxygenase activity.